Molecule: messenger RNA, 353 nt
Organism: Racocetra fulgida
Lineage: Eukaryota; Fungi; Glomeromycota; Glomeromycetes; Diversisporales; Gigasporaceae
Source: the annotation of a GenBank genome assembly
AUCUUCAAGAGAUUGCAAAUUCUAGUUUCGAUUUUGAUACAACUCGCAAAAGAAAAGCCCAAGAAAUCAUCGAUAACUGGAAGGUAGAACAACAAAUACUUGCAUCUGAAAGUGCAAAUCAGAACAUUGGUACCAUAAACAACCAUUGUACAACUCUUGGAAAACGGCAAAAUGAUGAUUCAGAAAGAACUUUCAAAGAAAAAUGCCAAGAUACAGGGGAUAGAAAAACUAUAAAUGAGCCUGUGAAAAUCACUGAUGACCCGAAAAGUGAUACACAAGCGAUUAAUACCAUACAAAAUUUAGAUGAAAAACAAGUUUCUAUAAUUAAUCGAUUAUUAGAAAACAUUUUUUAA